UCUCUCAAUCUUCGACUCAGCGAAUAAACCUGUGUGCAUAAAUCUGGACUAGUUGACAUUCGAUGCUACAUGUAGCUCGGCGGCUUCGCAACCGGGGUUUACCUCUACCUAAUGCUUAUUCGCAGCUGCUCAGAAACUGGAUGUUAAAUGCAAAGAGAAUGUGCCAAUAAUUAUUUUAUGGAAAUAGUCAAUCCCCAUCUUAUUCUUAUUGAGCUUUGACAAGUUGGUCACUGAGAUUUCCGCUUGAAUUACAGCUAAGUUUCUUAUGCAUUUCUUAUUGAGUUUUUUUUUUUUUCCAUUUUUUCCCUACCUCCUAGCUUCCAGGUCAAUGGCCUUCCUUUUAGUUUAUAGAAAUCUUGUCCCAGAGUUGCAGAGUUGGACUUUGCUCAAGUUUCAAACUCAGAAAACACGUACAUGGGGUUGUCUUUUAAGCAGGCUGGCACUAUACUCGGUCAACUAACUAGAUAUUUAUUUACAUAGCUAGAAGCCAAUUUCUUGUUCUCACAUUGCAGCUGCAUCUUUCCCCCUCGUCCCUUUCUCUCUUUAUCUGUAGAUAUAUAUUGCUUUUCAUUUUCUACAUUUGUUUUGCAUUUAUUUGCAUUCCCCUGGGGCAACGAACAGUUCACCUGAAACGAUGUUCACGAGAAUCCAAAGUAAUUAUGCUUUUCCCUUUGACUAUUAAUCUGCUGAUUUUGCUAAUUUUUCAUUUCGCUGCAAAGAUUCCUCUAUUUCCCUAGUUCUUUGGUAAAAGAGUUUUCAUUAUUAUUUGGGAAUGAGCAUCCAUAAAGCACCGGUUUUAGCCAUUCCACCUCCCUUUUUUUCCUGUUUCUCUUUACUAAAUUGGGGAUGCUAUGUUGAGAUUAAGAGACAUUGUUUUGUCUGAAUGAUGGUGUUAAAUCCACUGAUCAGAAGUGUUUUGAAUCUUGUAGCUCUGGCAUGGGCAGACAUAUUAAUUGCGUACGCCAUGUGGAUGCUCAUGAUCUAUUUAACAGAUGUAUGGAAGCUUGCUUUCACAUACUCUGCUGGCAUUAUCAAUGUAUACAUGGGUCUAACUGGCAUUAUGCCCCUAUUUAUGCAAUUCAUUGCCGAUACAGUAAUGGGGAACUAUUGGAUGCUCCUGUUUUCCUCUCUUGCAUAUUGCGCGGGAAUGGGCUUCUUGACAAUGUCAACACCACCCGUACUUUCUAAGCUUACCGGAACAUGUGGUUCCUAUGAGCCUGAAUGCAUUGGUGACACUCAACAUAUACUCUUUUACGCUGCACUAGCUCUAAUAGCUGUGGGAACAGCUGGACAUGUGACUUCUUUAGCUAGUUUCCUUGGUGAACAAUUAAUGGAUGCCAUUGAGAAUAUCUCCACCAGAUCAAUCAUCUCUGCUUAUAUUGGAAAUAUUGUAACAUUUUUUGUCAGCGUGGUUGCAGUUCUUGGAUUACCAUAUAUAAAGCCAUGGUCACUUCAUUUUGGGAUUCCAACCAUAUGUAUCCUGGUUGCAACAAUAAUAUUCCUUAGCGGAUCUCGUACAUAUGCAUAUGUUGGACCCCAAGGUAGCCAUCUAACAAUGGUGCUUAGGGUCCUUGUAGCUGCUGCAUCCAAGUUAUUCAGAAGACACCCAGCGGAUAGAUAUCAGCUCCAUGGAAUGAGUGAUUGUCCUCUCCCUCGCACACGUUUUCUCAGGUGCCUAGACAAGGCUGCGCUUGUACUGCCGGAUCAGUCAUUGGAACAACAACAAAAUAAUAGAUGGAGGCUUUGCACCGUCACAGAAGUCGAAGCUACCAAACUCAUAAUAGACUUGAUUCCGAUGGCAAUAUCUUUUAUUUUUUUGGGUUUGCUGUCUUCACUAGGGUAUACCUACUUUAUUGAGCAAGCAAAAAAUAUGAACCACAAGGUUGGAAGCCUUACAAUACCAUUAACAAUCUUUUUUUGGUUCUAUAUUCAAGCAAAAAUGUAUUUUCCAGCAUUGUACUUCGGUGUUUCCGGGUUGUUUUGUGGAUUUAAUACUCGAACUGUGGCUCCCGUAAUUGGAAUUAUGGUAUCAAUGGUACUAGGUGCACUAUGCUGUGUUACUGCUGCAAAGGUCGAAUCCCAUAGGCUUCAUGUGGUUAAAAGCCAUGGUUUACUGGAUAAGCCCGAUGAGAGAAUUCCUUUGUCCGUCUUCUGGUUACUUCCUCAGUUUAUCCUCCUUGGUGCUGUAGAGGGCAUGUUUGAAAUCAGUGCAGCUGCUUUCUUCGAUCUUUAUUUCACUCCCGCCUUGAACAGGUACAUGCUCCUUUUUGGCUGUGUUGUGCAUGGGCUGGGAUGCAUAGGCAGUAUACUUUCGGUCUACGCAGUGGGUAAGGUGAGUGAAAGGGGAGGAAUGCCGAGUUGGUUCCAGGAUACCCUCAAUAAGAGUAGGCUCGAUAAUUACUACUGGUUUCUGUGCUGCCUCUGCGCCAUAAACCUCGUCAUGUAUGUGGUAAUGAGGUUUUGGUAUGCCUGGAGGAGUACAGAUGCACAAGACCAAGAUGAUUCCGAGGAUUCUAGUUGUUGUUGCUGCUGUUGUUAGAUGAUUGAUUGUAUGUACUGUACUAUAUUCGU
This is a messenger RNA of Coffea arabica (coffee), 2571 nucleotides long. Its product is annotated as protein NRT1/ PTR FAMILY 5.5. NCBI's taxonomy places the organism in Eukaryota, Viridiplantae, Streptophyta, Magnoliopsida, Gentianales, Rubiaceae. Gene Ontology annotation, cellular component: membrane. Gene Ontology annotation, biological process: transmembrane transport. Gene Ontology annotation, molecular function: transmembrane transporter activity. The record is from RefSeq and is a predicted model, not a curated record.